AUGAGAGCUCUUUGGGCAUUUUGCACCAUCUGGUUGCAUUGGAUUAGCUACACAGAUUCACUGCCUUGUGACUUCGGAGAUCCACCUGGAUUACUUAGCAUCAACGCUCUCGCCAUCUGCCACAUGGACAUCGAUGACUUUGACACCGCAACUGUGAUAUGUCCACGACAAGUAGACGACACGGAAUAUAUUUGGCAUCCUCAACCAAUGUCGGAUGAGAUCGGUCAAAUCAACACAUACGUGAGUGACAAUGGUUCAUUGCGUUCUGUUGCUUUUUCGGAUGUAGUCGCGAUAGAAGCACCACGUUCAUUCGUUUGGGAGGAGUCGAAUGAGUCCCACACGAAAUUGAAUUUGGAUUUUUCUAAUGACGAUAUAUAUGCUAUCGCAGAACUACGUACGAUUUUCAUCUGCGGACCACGAGAUUUGGUCCUGGGUGACACAUUAAAAUCCCACCUUGACAGCCUCAACAAUGCACUAGAAAUACACGAACAAAAUUGGGAUUCAGGAAAUCAAUGGACUGACGAAAUAAAAAGGAUAGGUAAGGGCUUGGGUGUUUUGUUCUUGUACAGAGGGCAAAUGCACGUACCGCUUCAGGGCUGUGGUAGUCGCCCCUCGCCACUGUUCGCUCCAGAGAAUGAGGUGACCAUAGACCCCGUCACCGGAGUCCGUUCAUGCGUGGCGGAUCCUAUGUCUAGAUCACCCAUAGGGUUUCUCUGCGAAGGCAGGAUCGAGCCCGAGGAUUGCAUGAGAUCACUCUUGGACAAGAAUGGCAAAAUUGUGAGUGUUCCUCAACCCGACUAUUAUUGGGAUUUCGAAAACUAUGUACCCGUGGUGGUAGCGCAAUAUUUCGACGAAUUAGAGUUACCAACCAUCAAUGGCGAAUGCAAAUGCAUCGAUCCCGAAACACAACAGGUGAAUGCCAAAAUAGAGAUCCGAUCAAAAACCGACUACAUUUGUGACAUCUCCAGCAAAGUUUUCCUAAACCGUUCCCGCACCAUACGUAGCCCUUGGUGUUCAGUGGUGCUUCAUCCGGGCAGCACCUUGACAAUUAAGGUACCAACACAGGCCGUCAACUCGGCUGCUACCGACGACGAUUACGACGAAGACUACAACGAAGAUUUCUACGAAGAUUUUUCGACUGCUUUAUUCUCGCAAAAGCUGUCUACAUAUGAAUAUGAAACCGAAUUCCUGCCGAAGGAUUUGACCAUAAUGCGACAACUCAAAACCGUGUAUGACAUUGACGUUUACGACGAAAUAUUGUACCACGAAGCCCUUGCUGGCGAUGCUCUCGAGUUGGAUGUUUCCCAAAUAUCUCAGGGGGUGGUAAAGCUGAAGUACCAUCUGGACAAACCGCUCGCACUACGUCAGGGUCUGAAUUCAUUCAUUUUCCAUUGCAUAUCUUCAUACGGUAACAAAUAUCUUUUUGAUCGCAUUCGUGCCACUGUACACGUAUCCUUUGCGGCCACUCACCGCUACGGGAUCGUCGGUUGCGACCGUAGUUCACAAAGUCUGUUUAAUCGUAACAUUAGCAGGCGGUAUUGUUCUACCAUAACGAUUGGAAAUGGGAUAGAGGAUAUAUAUGAAUGCUUGUAUGAUAUGCGGCACGUCCGUCAAGCUGGCAUACACUGCAAUCCUGAUGAAACGCUUUUGCCAGGCGGCUGUGAGUUUGCAGCAUACGAUAUCUCCUCCAAUCAGAUCAGGCCACUUCCACGAUAUAUUCGUAGCGCGAAUCCUCACGCCAUUUCAGGAUUUCACGUGUUCGACUAUAAAGUCCACAACAAUAGCCCUUUCAGUUAUGCAUGCAGCUGUGUAGACCAACGUGGCUAUGAAAAGUCCAGGGUUGUUUUAGAAUAUAACUACAAAAGGACCUAUACCUACAGGGUAAGUUUCAAAAAGACAUCUCAUAUGUUGCUCCCAUACAUGUUGCUGCCAUGGACCGGGGUGCUAUUUUCAAGUGAAGGGGUCACAACGUCCAAUUUGCUCAGGUUACACAUCAUAUCUUUAGAGCCUGUCACCCUACACACCGGCACUACAUUGUUCAUGAAUUGUGAAAUUGGGUUCGAUGCAUGGUUACAAUACAGAUUUGUGAACGACAGUGAAAACUCCCACGGCCUCACAAUGGCUUGGUUGCCAGACAAUCCUGAAGAAUUCUAUUAUACGUUAAACAAAGCAGACAAUUGUUACGAGUUGAUGAGAACAUCAUACAGCGCUUCAAUUGCCACUACGCAUGGCGGGCUGGAAGUUGUUUACAACGAGGUAGCAAGCAGACCUGGAUAUCAAACAUUGAUGCUAAAAUCACAUAGAGGCGCCAUUUUGAUAUCCAAGGACCUACUUCACAAGAAAUAUGUGCCCAUGACAUUCGUGUGCGGCAAAGCGCCCGACACAUCGGAUUUCCCCCUCAUCACUGGUGACGUUUCUUCCUCGGCCGCAUCUACAACCUUCACUCACCGUGUAAUUGAAUCAUCUUCACGAUACACUUGGCACGUUGUUGAAGUUGCUGUAGAGACCACCGACCCCUACAUGCAAGGCUGCGGUGUUACGUACGCAUCAGACGAGUUGUUCAAGCCUGAGACACCUCCACUCUACGACGGUGAUGGGCAGUCUCAGUUCGGGUGCAAAAUAGAUCUUCGAGCUGCCAAGGAAGCCGCGUUCUACUGCCCAGCACCGUACGUCCUGGAACCGCCAAAAUGCUUUGGCCAUGUUACCGUGGAUGGUUCCGUCAAGCACAUAAUCGAUCUUAGCAAUUCAUUGGUUUCUUCGCAUUCGAACCACUUUGCCAUCCUAUGGUUCGAUAGUUCCCGUGUAGGACCUGGGGAAACUCUGCACCAGACGCCGCCAUUGGAAUGCCGCUGCGUCACCGUCAAGGGUAUCGUCCUCUCCACCAUCCAGGUAGAGAACUAUUACUCGAAGUUAUGA
Molecule: messenger RNA, 2916 nt
Organism: Babesia ovata
Lineage: Eukaryota; Apicomplexa; Aconoidasida; Piroplasmida; Babesiidae
Exons: 1
Coding region: 1-2916 (971 amino acids)
Source: RefSeq, a predicted model, not a curated record